Molecule: messenger RNA, 1419 nt
Organism: Drechmeria coniospora
Lineage: Eukaryota; Fungi; Ascomycota; Sordariomycetes; Hypocreales; Ophiocordycipitaceae
Product: putative endochitinase CHI2
Exons: 2
Coding region: 1-1419 (472 amino acids)
Biological process (GO): carbohydrate metabolic process
Cellular component (GO): extracellular region
Molecular function (GO): cellulose binding; chitinase activity
Source: RefSeq, a predicted model, not a curated record
AUGAUGCGCCUCUCCGGCUUCCUCACCAUUCUCGGCCUCACCGCCGUCGUCGCCGGCUGGCCGACGGGUCGAGAUAUACUUUGGAGGCGGCAAACACCUGGUGCCCAAAACGUCGUCUACUGGGGUCAGAACGGCGGCAACACGGUGGCCAACAACGACCUGUCCUACUACUGCCGGUCCACCUCGGGCAUCGACGUCCUCGUGCUCGCCUUCAUUUACCAGUACGGGGGUAGCAGCAACAUUCCCUACGGUGGCUUCGGACAAUCCUGCUACGUCACCUCCAACGGUCAGGGUCAGAAUUGCGCCGGACUCGCCGCCGCCAUCGCCACGUGCCAGGCCGCGGGCAUCAAGAUCAUCCUCUCCAUCGGCGGUGCCACGAGCACCUACUCGCUGCGAUCCCGGGCCCAGGCCGAGGCCAUCGGCCAGUACCUCUGGGACUCGUACGGGAACUCGGGCAACAAGGUGGUCCAGAGACCGUUCGGCAAGGUCUUCGUCAACGGCUUCGACUUGGACAUCGAGUCCAACGGCGGCAGCAGCCAGUGGUAUCGGUACAUGGUCGCCAAGCUGCGCUCCAACUUUGCCAAGGAUCCCAAGAACAGGUACUACAUCACGGGUGCGCCUCAGUGCCCUAUCCCGGAGCCCAACAUGGGCGUCAUCAUCAGCAAUUCCCAGUUCGAUUACCUCUUCGUCCAGUUCUACAACAACAACCCCAACUGUGCGCUCGGCGUCAACGGAGGCGCCCCGAUGAACUACAAGAGCUGGGCGAGCUUCCUCUCCAACACGCCGUCGAAGAAUGCCAAGAUCUUCAUCGGCGUCCCAGCGGCUCCGACGGCGGCCAACGGCGUCUCCAGCGGCUCCAUCUACUAUGCUACCCCGAGCCAGCUGGCGUCGAUCGUGAAGACCUACCGGACCGAUGCCCGCUUCGGCGGCAUCAUGAUGUGGAGCGCCGGCUUCUCCGACUCCAACGUCAGCAACGGCUGCACCUACGCCCAGCAUGCAAAGAGAAUACUGGUGAGCGGUGCGCCUUGCGCCCCCGCGCCCGCCAAGACGACGACGGCGAAGACGACACCAAAGACGACACCAAAGACGACGACGAUAGCGAAGAAGGCGACGACGACGACGGCGAAGAAGGUCACAACAACGGCAGCAAAGAAGGUCACCACCACGGCGGCGAAAAAGACGACGACGGCGGCAGCAAAGAAGGUCGCAACAACGGCCAAGCCGACGACGAAAACAACUGCGAAGACGACGGCGCCAUCAAAAGUCACAACCAAGGCGGGAUUGCCCAUAGCCCCGAGAGCGACGACGGGCAUUGCCCAAUGGCAACAAUGCGGCGGCCUAGGCUACACCGGUUCCACCGUCUGCGCCUAUCCAUACAAGUGCGUUGCCCAGGGCAUCUGGUGGUCGUCUUGCCGAUAG